AUGGAUCAGAUAUCAACGGACGUGAGCAGCGUCUCUGCACCCGGAACUGGUGGUUCAGCCGACCCAGCAGCAGCGCCCGAGGGCAGGCCGCUCCCUGCUGCUGAAACUGCCGUCUCCAAACGCUCGGGGAAGAGAAAUGCUGUCCAUGGGACGGAGGAGCGGGAGUGCAAGCCCAGACCGCUGCUGUCAUCGCCGCCUGGUCUCAGCGGGUCGCGGUUCCAGUGUCCCAAGUGCCCCAAGACGUUCAGCCGGAUUGAGAAUCUGACGAGGCAUCAGGCGAACCAUGAGAAUUUCGGCAAGUUCCCCUGCGUGGUAUGCAAGAAGCGCUUCACCCGCAGCGACCUCUUGAACCGGCACCGCCGCAUCCAUGGCCCGCGGGGCGAGUCCCAAACGCCCAAGUCCGAACCCGCGGCUUCUUCUCCCGGUCGGAGCAGCCUCCGGGACCUGGCUCGUCGAGACGAGCCGAGCCCGGCUUCCCCUAGCGGCUCGUCGUACACGAGCUCGUCUCCGGCGGCCAGUACCAUGUAUCAGCAUCAGAAUCAGCCCCAACACCAGCACACGCCCCUUCGAGGCGUCCACGACCCGCGGAAUUUCCUUCAUCAGGAUGGAUAUAGGCAUCCCCUACAGCCCAUUCCGGCACCAGAUGCGCGGUCCCUUCAAGCGACGGCCCAAGGAUUGACAAAUCUGAUGGAGGCGGCUUUGGCACCCCAGGAUAGCUUCUCCUCCACGCCCGUGGAAUCCAUCAGCCCAUCGAUGUGGGAUGGUUUCAUGCGCUUCGGUGAGCAGACGAACAUGUACAUGGGAUCCUACGAUGCCGACAUGUCCUGGACGUUAGAUUACCUCUCCUCAGAGCACUCGCCAAGCUACCUAACUGAACAGGAUAUGCCGGGCGCAUAUGAUGAUUCCGGAGACGCCUCGUUUGGUUAUCAGCAGAUGCAGCCACAGUACGAGCAGCCGCCUGGUAGCGAAGCCGAGGACGCAGAAGGCGAGGACGAGGACGUCACUGACUGGCCAGACAAGGUCGAAAGGCCGGCUGCGUUGGAACGCGCCCCCAGGGUCACUCCCAUGCAGGACCGGCAGAUCUCGUGGAGGUCGGUCAUAGACGAAGCUAUGUGCAGCGGCCUGUCGGCAGCCACGAUACGGCCAAUGCAUAAUGUCACGGAUUCACUCCGGAACAAUCUGCUGGACAAUCUUAACGAGAGUACUCUUCGGAACGAGAGUUCCCAGCCGGAGAUUGGCGAUGCCGUGUUUCCACCUGCGGAGGCGUUGGACUAUUUUCUGCGUCUCUAUAUUCGCUACAUACAGCCCAGGUACCCGGUUCUCCACCUUCCGACAUUUGACAUCUACAAUUCACCGCCUCUGAUGCUAGUUGCGAUGAUGUUCCUAGGCUCCAGCCACUCGGAUGCAGAUCGUGGCCGGUUUUCCCGCCUGUUUCACGAGCAUCUGAGAAUCGCUUGCACUCGAAAGCAAGAGAUUGACAAGGCAUGGCUUCGGAACAUCGACAACAUUUUCACAUACUUCCUCCUGUGUUUGGUGGGCACAUGGAGUGGGAGCAAGCAUUCCUACGAGUUUGCAGAAGGAGGGCGUGGAAUCCUUGUGACUGCAGCCAGAAGAUGUCGACUCCUGGACAAUCGGCCGGUUGCCAGAGUCGAUGCCGAGCCGUAUCGACGUCCGGGUAGACCACGGAUAGAGGCCGUGUGGUUGGCAUGGAUCGAGACCGAGAGGCGGAAGCGACUGGGCUUGUCGAUAUAUAUCUAUGAUUGCCAAUACCCAGCCCUCUUCAACAACCAGCCCUACGUCAGCAAAGCCGAGACUACGAACUGCGUUUUCCCCUGUUCUGAAGACCUGUGGGAAGCCCACGAUUUUCAAACAUGGAAAAUGCUCGUUGGGCCUCCGGACAUGCCACCGUCCACAUACUACCUCCACGCCCUCAACUGCUGUCUCCUCCGCAAAUGGAUCAAACCUGCUCCGGCCGUCGUACGCGCCGGCGAGUUCGGCAAGAUAGUCUUGAUGUACGCCCUGCACACGCACAUCUUCGAAUGGCGUCAAUCGACCUCUAUGCUCAACCCCACCGGCUUGAUGGCCACCUUUGGCAACUCCGCAAACGACAUGGGAGACGGCCUGCGUGAGCGGCGGAAGUGGCUGAUUGACGGCCUCGAUUCUUUUGCCGAGUGCUACAAAACACCCGCCACCAGUUGUGCUGCCUCUCUCCUGCACUAUCUCGGCUAUGUCAGUCUGGACGUGAGUCUCAGCGACAUGCACCUCGUGGCCGGGCGCAGCGUGAACAAGAACGACGGGAAUUUCGCAGAGGAGAACCUCAAGUUUUGGGCGAAUAGCGGGAUCGCAGAAGGCACGAUGAGACAAGUGUAUGAAAUGCUUGCGCUGUGUCAUCACUGUGUCAACAACGGCAUUGCAGCCGACAGCAGUUAUGAGAUUGCCGUGUGUCUGUUUACCGGGGGCAUGGUGUGCUGGGCAUUUGCGAAGUUGAGGAGGGGAGGCGGGAAUCAGCACUGCGUCGAGCAAGUACCCAAAGCGAGUUUGGCGUUGCGACGGAUGGGCUGUUGGAGAAUGUGCACCAUGUUUGGAAGGAUCUUGGAAGGCUUCGAAGGGAAAAUGCACUAA
Drepanopeziza brunnea f. sp. 'multigermtubi' MB_m1 is the source of this 2622-nucleotide messenger RNA. RefSeq lists its product as uncharacterized. Gene Ontology annotation, cellular component: chromatin. Gene Ontology annotation, biological process: DNA-templated transcription; regulation of transcription by RNA polymerase II. The record is from RefSeq and is a predicted model, not a curated record. Lineage: Eukaryota; Fungi; Ascomycota; Leotiomycetes; Helotiales; Drepanopezizaceae. Gene Ontology annotation, molecular function: RNA polymerase II cis-regulatory region sequence-specific DNA binding; zinc ion binding; DNA-binding transcription factor activity, RNA polymerase II-specific.